AUGGACAGUCACCAGAGCGUUCCUCAAGCUCCACAACCUCAAGACGUCAGACCAACUCCUGACCAAGCUCAAGUGGUCACGCCUACAAUUGGAACUUGUGAUGUUCCUCACUAUGAUGGGCUUAGUUAUGGAAUCCAUCCACCUCCCAUUGAAGCCCACGCCUAUGAGAUCAAGCCAAGCUUGAUAAGGUUAAUUCAAAGCUCUAAGUUCUUGGGAAAUGGAUUGGAGAAUCCUUAUGAUCACUUGGACUACUUUGAGAGGUUGUGUGGCACAUUUAGGCGUGCUGGUGUUCCUGAAGACAGUAUCAAGCUCCUUUUGUUUCCAUUUUCACUUGGAGAAAAGGCAAGCAAAUGGGAAAGAGCUAUACAAUCUCAUUUGGUCAAGUCUUGGGAUGAUUGCAAGAGGAUCUUUCUUUUAAAGUUUUAUCCCACCCAAAGAACCCACCAAAUGAGGAGAAACAUCUUAAGCUUCCAACAGGACAGCCAUGAGACCUUUCAUGAGGCAUGGGAAAGGUUGAGAGGAUACACUAGGGAUUGUCCACAUCAUGGGUUUACAAGAGAAGCUAUACUUAGCCAUUUCUAUUGGGGAGUUGCUAAGGAGCAGAAAUGGACAUUGGAUGUAGCUAGCCAAGGGAGUUUUCUAAACCUGACCAUAGAGCAAGGAGAGCUACUGGUUGAGAACUUAGCCAAGAGUGAGGAGAGCUACAGUGAAAGCCAUGAUGUAACCCCCAAAGAAAGUUCAUAUGAAGACUCCACAUGGACAGCUUUGCAAGAUAAGUUGGAUAGACUAGAAAAGCUCCUAAGUGUGCAAAAUAGAGGAGUUUGUUUGGAUCUUGAGCAGCGCCAGAGGAAGCCAAUUUCAUGGUCAAGAAUGGGAUCUCCAACCAAGAGAGUUAAUGAGGAAAAGACACCAUUUGGUUUUGAUGGACAACUUGGUGAACCCCAGCAUGAAGAAGAGGCUAAGGACGUGGGCACAGCUCAAGACUAUGGUUUGGAAUCCAUCCAGUGGGCUGAUGAGGAAGAAAAUGUUCUUGAGGAAGAAAGUGUGCUUGAGGAGACCCAAGAGGAUGCAUUGGCUCUCAAUGGAAAAUGUCUAAGCUCUUUCUUCCUUCCCUCAUUAGAGACUAAGGAGAUUGAAGCUUUAGCAUUGGAUGGAGCUUGUUUGAAAAUUCUUUUCUCUACCACAUUGGUGAAGGAGGUUCAGAAUAUCAAGGACAAACAGAAGGUCAAAAAGAAAGAGUCUAAGAAGCCAUAUGGAUACCACUUGACCAGCCAUGCUCCAUCUUCUCACACUAUGAGCUUACACCCUUUGAGACACAUAAAUGGAACCAUUGAGUACAAGGUGAAGUGCAAGGGUACUUCUAAGCCAUUUUCACGUGUUAAAGCCAUUCUCCAUCCCAAGAUGCUGGAAAAAGACCAUGGCAAGCUUGAAGAGCUACUCUCCACAAUCCUCUUGGUCAACCUCACAAAGAGCACAAGUCUGGAUUCCUCAACUCAUCUUGCCAUCAGCAGCUCAACAAGGAGUUCUGCUACUCCUUCUCUCCAGCUCCCUAAGGACAAAGGCUAG
Microthlaspi erraticum is the source of this 1566-nucleotide messenger RNA. Lineage: Eukaryota; Viridiplantae; Streptophyta; Magnoliopsida; Brassicales; Brassicaceae. The record is from the annotation of a GenBank genome assembly.